This is a messenger RNA of Bicyclus anynana (squinting bush brown), 1477 nucleotides long. Its product is annotated as interleukin enhancer-binding factor 2 homolog. The transcript is spliced from 9 exons. The record is from RefSeq and is a predicted model, not a curated record. Bases 225 to 1397 code for a protein of 390 amino acids. NCBI's taxonomy places the organism in Eukaryota, Metazoa, Arthropoda, Insecta, Lepidoptera, Nymphalidae.
UUUUCGAUCGAUAAAUGUCAGACUCGGCAUCGGCGUCUUUUUAAAAAAAAAAUCUUUCUGGCAUUAUUUUUUUAGUUUAUUUGGCAAUUUCAAUAUAAAACAACUUUACGUUAUCUAGCUUUAAUUUAAUUUAUUAAACUUGUAGUUUUAUUUGAUACAGUGGAAUAAAAUAAAAGACGAAGCUUUAUUAGUGAUUGUGUUUCCGUUAAAGUUACAAACAAAAAAUGGUGAGAGGUGCUGGUCGUGGUGGACGCGGUAUACCCGGAAGAGGCGGCAUGGGGCGUCCGCCCUUCAGCAGACCCCGUGUAUUGAUGCUACGGCCUCCUUUCGACUUAAUCUUGGCUGAACCGGCGUUUCCUCGGUGUAAACCGGCCCCCGAUGACGCUGCGUUGACACAGGCUCUCCUGAAGAGGCAUGCAGAGCUGUGUCCUACCCCCACGGAGCAGUCGGCAGUGCUGAGCAUUGUCACUAAACUGCAGACUGUGCUGGACAACUUGGUAGUCGCGCCUGGAGAUUUUGCUGCCUGCCAACUUGAAGAGGUGCGGCAGGUUGGUUCGUACAAGAAGGGCACAAUGAUGGCGGGCAAGAAUGUAGCAGACAUUGUGGUCAUCAUGAAGACCCUGCCCACCAAGGAGGCUGUGGAGGGGCUCUCCAACAAGGUGAACGAAGAGCUGAACAAGCUGAUGCGAGCCGAGGGGCUGGGCAACGUGAGCAGCACGUGCCACGAGCGCGGGUUCACCGUCACCGCCGCCACCGCCGCUGUGCGCGUGCUCGUCACCACGCUGCACCAGAACCUGAGGAAGCUGGAGCCGGAGGUGCACCUGGACUACAAGGUGAUCAGCAGUCACCUGGCAGCCAUCCGUCACAGCCGUUGGUUCGAGGAGAACGCUCACCACUCCUCCAUCAAGGUGCUGAUCCGUCUGCUGCGCGACAUGUGCGCGCGGCACUCGGGCCUGGAGCCGCUGACGCCGUGGAUGAUCGACCUGCUGGCGCACCACUGCAUCAUGAACAACCCGGCGCGCCAGGCGCUGCCCAUCAACGUGGCCUUCCGGCGCUCGCUGUCGCUGCUGGCGGGCGGGCUGUUCCUGCCGGGCUGCGCGGGGCUGCCCGACCCGUGCGAGGCGGCGCACUCGCGCGCGCACACCGCGCUCGACCUCGCCGCGCAGGACCACGCCGCCGCCACCGCGCAGACGCUGCUGCGCGUGGUGGCGCGCGGCGGGCACCGCUACGUGCUGGGGCUGCAGGCCUUCGAGGGCGGCAAGGACAUCAGCACCGAGAUCACGGUGUGGGACGGCGUGGUGGUGUCGCCGCUCGCGCCCGCCUACCACGACUCGCCCGAGCCCAUGGACACCGAGGACAAAGAUGACGACGGUAUACAAGAUGGCGUCGCGGCCUAGUGAUAAGACUACUUGUAUGAUAUUGACUAUAUUACUUACGGUAAAUCCAAUAAAGAAACUUGGAAUUUAAUAAGACCAAA